UCAGCUCUGUAUAAAAGUUUGUUGUUGUUGGAAAGCUUUGGAAGGAGAUGUUCAGCAUUGAAAUUUUCCAAAGUUAUGUUAUGAUGUUUUUUGUUUUCCAUAUUUUUUUAAGAUGAAUCAUCAAUUUCAACUCGCAAAAGGUACGUAUAAUUCUUUAACUUAAUUCAUAAAUGUAAUUAUUUGUUUUUAAGGAGAAUGUGCCCACAAAUGCUGCUGUUCAAGAAACUUUUUUUUUCGACAGCCGCCGGAUAAAAUUGUCCUUCGUGUGUGAUGCUAAAUGAAGCAAGCGCAAUUUUCGCACAACUCCGAAAAGUUUUACGAUAAGCUUCGAAUAAUGAUAAGAUGAACCGGCGAGCCGGAAGGAUCGGGAAGAUUAAUUACACAUUGAUGGAACGGAAUAUUGUAAGUGUUUGUUGCUGGCUAAAGGGUAACGUAUCUAAUACUUAUUUAAACCACAGAUGAAUUUAAACUUCAAAUUGAGAACUGUAUCAAUCUUUUAAUUAAUUUUUAAUCCCGACUUGUAAAAAUUAGUAAUCUACCGACACUGCUAGGAAAACCUAGAUUUUUUUUAAAUUAAUAUUCUAUUCUUUGGUUAUCCUUUCUAGGAAGAUUCCAAAAAUUCUAGAGGGCAGCAGGAUGUGUUUGAUAAAUUCUUUGCCCGUGAAUCGGAAGGAUCCAUCGUUUGAUGCUCGGGAUAUUUUGAAGGUUUCGCAGGAAAGAAAUUUCCCCUGGUUGGAGCUACCCGAUGAUCGUAUUGACACAACCGGGGGUUUACGAGGCAAUACUGUUCUAUAUGAGCUGCCCCAAAACACCAGUUGCUUUCUGGCUCUACUGUAUCCGCCCAAAGAACCUGGGCAAGCUCCGGAAGCCAAGUUCCAAAAGUUACGUUUUCAUGACGUUAAGGAUUCGACGCAGCCGUUUAAAGUACAUUAUUCCAUGGGUGGAAAUCUCGGGUAAAAGGACCGAACUGAAAGCAGGAACGAUGACUGGAUGUCAAAAAUAAAAAACAACAAACACGGAUGAUGAGCUAGCUAAUUUUGUUGUUUCCAAAAAGCAGUCAAAAUUUUACAAUAGUCCGCUCUCCUCCAGCGAGAAUACAAAACCGGAAAAAAAAUAAUUUGACGAUUCUAACGAGCUCGCCGAGCACCCUUCAGCACCUGAUUUGAACCAAUUUUGAAAAUGCAGCUCAAGGCGCUGAGCUGCUACAGUAAUUUUUUUUUUGCCGCCGGUAAACAAUCGAGAUUACACGUUACCGGGUUGACCAGCUAAAGUAUUAAUUCGUAUAAUAAAGAAUAAUUGCUACGCAAAAGAAAAAAUUUUGUGAUUCUUUGCUCAAUAAAUUUAAAACUUUCAUUUUUGCUAAGAAAUCUCAAAAAUGCAUGGGCAUCCCCAUGUCGAAAUAUACAGAAUUGACUAACCGAGUGAAAGCUCGCAAAUGUAUAAAAGCUCUUUGCACACACUCUGCGUACAACGCCCAAAGUUAAA
This is a messenger RNA of Uranotaenia lowii, 1485 nucleotides long. RefSeq lists its product as uncharacterized. NCBI's taxonomy places the organism in Eukaryota, Metazoa, Arthropoda, Insecta, Diptera, Culicidae. The transcript is spliced from 3 exons. The record is from RefSeq and is a predicted model, not a curated record. Bases 637 to 957 code for a protein of 106 amino acids.